Nicotiana tabacum (common tobacco) is the source of this 996-nucleotide messenger RNA. The record is from RefSeq and is a predicted model, not a curated record. NCBI's taxonomy places the organism in Eukaryota, Viridiplantae, Streptophyta, Magnoliopsida, Solanales, Solanaceae.
AUGAAGAAUAGACAGGAACCACCAAAACUUCCGUCACUGAAAAGAACAGUUAGUGUGAUAAGCGGAGGAGAUGAGGUAAAUGGUGUGGCAUAUACAACUACAAAAAAGGUGUCAAAAGUCACAGUUACCCACGAAAAGCAAGUUCGCCAAGUUUUGGAAGAAGACAGUAUAACAUUUGAUGAUGCAGAUGUAGAUGUGGUAAACGAGAUGCAAGUUGAUGACAAAUUGGUACCCAAAGCACGUACCUUAUCUGGAUUUGACAAUUCAAGCAUUGUUACAAAAGGGAAGAUAAUGCUUACCACAUUCGCAGAAGGAGUAGUCAAGGAUACGAAAUUUCAAGUAAUAAAUAUGGACAUGGCAUACAAUAUGAUCCUCGACAGACCUUGGAUUCACAAGAUGGAUGUUGUUCCGUCUACUUUGCAUCAGGUUAUUAAGUUCCCUUCGCAAUGGGAAAUUAGACAAAUUCGUGGUGAUCAACAAGCUUCUAAAAAUGUAGACUCAAGGCCUGAUACUAUUCAAGAGCCAGAAAAGAACAAAAACAUCAAAACAAUAAUUGAGGAACUCGAAGCUGUUGUGCUGUUUAUACAUUGGUCGAACAGAAAAGUUUAUAUCGGAACCAACCUGAGCCUAGAGAUGAAAGAUAUGAUAGGUAUACCACCAGAGGUGAUGACCCAUAAGCUGAAUGAAGAUCCAACAUACCCAUCUGUCAAACAGAAGAAAAGGAAGCAAGGAUCCUUCAAAAACCAAGUGAUUCAGGAUGAGCAAAGCCAAUUUGAGUGGACUGAGGAAUGCCAACAAGCACUCAAAAAUCUAAAAACAUACUUGUCAAACCCACCGUUGUUGGCUAAACCGAAGGAUGGAGAAAGGUUACUCAUCUACCUCACUGUGUCAAAAAUGGAGAUUCCCAAGGAAGAAAAUAUUGAAGCAGACACGCUAGCUAAUCUUGCAUCCACUGUAGAAGUGACGAAUGAAGAAAAUGCUUUUGUAAUACAGUAG